Molecule: messenger RNA, 921 nt
Organism: Penicillium salamii
Lineage: Eukaryota; Fungi; Ascomycota; Eurotiomycetes; Eurotiales; Aspergillaceae
Source: the annotation of a GenBank genome assembly
AUGAACGCGCUGAUCCAGUCCGCUCUGACUGAUGUCGAAUCCAAACUCAAUGCCCUCCUGACCAGUCUCACAACCUCUCCCACUGCGGCGGGAGCUCCCGCUGCCGCGGUCGCGUUGCUCGAAGCCGACGACAAGUUGACCUCCGCCAUUGAGACCCUCCGCCAGCACCAAGAAAAUCACGCAAAGAUCCUGCGGCUUCGCGAGGAAGCGCAGCAGCUGGAGGAUCAGGUCAAAGGCAUCGUGAGAGACAUCGAAGGGUUUGACAAAGAACUUCGUACGGCCUGUGGAGACAACAGUGAUAGCGAUUCGGAUUCAGACUCCGACGAUGAGUCUGACAAGAAACGGGCUCCACGAGGAAUCCAGGAGAUUGACUACAAACUAUUGCUGGACUUUGCCCGUCGGAUCAGCAAAUACAACCACGAGGCCGCAGCGGACGCCGCAGCGGGCCUAAUCAAAAGACAGGAACCGCCUGCGACCGACAAAGAUGUGACAAUGACGGGAACAAACGGGGAGCCGACAGAGGGCGGUGCAGAGCCUGUGGCGUCUGUCACCAAAAACGCGACCCAAUGGCUGGACGACUCUGCCAACGUCACACGCGAAGUUUACAUGCUACCAUACCCGAUGGAGGAACGGAUCAGAAUGGGUCUGAUGGGACAAAUCCAGCUUGCCGCCGGAAACGAUUCUGAACAGGAAGUGGAACGAUUGUUGUGCGAAGCGGAGGGUCGUGGGGCUGCAGAGCCACCAGCGCCAGUGGAACCCCCCGAAGAAGUGAAGCAGGCGGGCGAGGCUGCGAAGGCCGCCGCCCAUGCUGGAUCGUCAGCCGGAAUACCACGGGCACCUGCUCCGGUGUCAGCCCCGAAACCCAAGCCCAAGGCGAUGUUGGACCUCGAUCUGUACGAUCCCGACGACGAUGACGACUGA